Messenger RNA from Agrilus planipennis (emerald ash borer), 1717 nucleotides. RefSeq names its product farnesol dehydrogenase-like. The record is from RefSeq and is a predicted model, not a curated record. Bases 1080 to 1649 code for a protein of 189 amino acids. The transcript has 2 exons. NCBI's taxonomy places the organism in Eukaryota, Metazoa, Arthropoda, Insecta, Coleoptera, Buprestidae.
UGUUUGGAACACUUUUUUUUAAUUUUCUAUUGGCCCCCCAAAAAUGACCCCCAUAUUCAAAAUUAAUUUAUUUACGACGUAUGCGUCCGUGUUUGGGUCACCGAAAUUGACUCGGUGGUUUUGAGGGUUCCUGAACACGAAUAUUUAUGUAGUCGGUGAUUACAAUUAUUGGUUGCAUAAAAAUAUACUGGGGGUAAAAGCCCUCUUGUUUCUCAAAAUUUUUAAAUUACCUACUAAUUAAUGCACUGUUGUUGAUCUAGAGGAUAGAGUUGUUGAUCUAGAGGAUAGAAUUUUAUUGUUUCUUAUUUAUGUUUGAUUUUAUGAUAGACGCACUUUUGAUAGUUGCUACCGUUUUCAUUGUUCGUAGUGCGCUGCGCACGCAACUUCCGUCCCAUGUUGAAAGUUUACUCUCAAUGCGCCAAAAGAAGUAUAACUUCUUUAAUUUUUCCUUUCAUCAAUCUCCUCUUUUGUCGAUCGCUACUUAUUAUUCUUAAUCUUCUUUUGCUUGCCACAGUUUAUUCUUCCUUAACUUGUAAAGUAUGUAUUACACAUUUAUUUUCAGUGAUCUGUUUUCUGUUAUUUUUUUCAUUAUCUCGUAGAUCUUCAAAACUGCUUCCAGUCUCCAUUUAUUCGUCCUACACUUUUGUUUGAUUACAUCUAGGUUUUAAUUUGAAAAAACUAUUCAGUGUAUAAAAAAGGUAAUUCCUUAAUAGAAAUAGUUUGUAGUCGGAAUUUUCCCUUUUCUAUGUUGAAUAUUUAAAAAUUAAAACUAUUAAAGUACACGACAGUUUCUGCAAACCGUAGUUUCAGUUCCAAUCAAAUAGGGAAGUUAGUCUACAAAAUAAUAUUUAAUAAGUAUAUUACUUGUGAUAUACAUAUAAUUGAUUAAGUCGGACAGAACCGUGUCAAUCAACUCAAACAAAAUAAUUCAUGAAAUGUGGAGCAGGCAACUAACACUUGUAAAAAUAUUUCAUAAUAAUAAUAAUAAUAACUACGAUAUAGCACAUGUAUAAAGAAAACAACUACUAACGGAUUAAAUUAGUUAUCUUGCAACAUUUGUUCUUCGCGCAUUAAUAGAAAUGAAUCGGUGGGUUGGCAAAGUUGCAGUCGUAACUGGUGCUAGUGCUGGAAUUGGUGCAGCUCUAUGUGAAAAAUUAGUCAAAGAAGGCUUGCAAGUAAUUGGUUUCGCCAGGCGUGCAGAACCGAUAGAAGAGCUUUCUAAAAAAUUGCGAGGACAAAAAGGAAAACUGUAUGCUUUACGAGUCGGCGUAAGCAAUCCUGAUGAAAUCGUGACUGCGUUUCAAUGGGUGAAGGACAAUUUGGGUCCAACCCACAUCCUUAUAAACAAUGCUGGUAUUGCCAUAAACACCAGCUUGAGUGAUGGCGAUUACGACAAAUGGAAACAAAUCCUUGACGUUAACGUAUUGGGUCUUUCUGUCGCGACAAGAGAAGCUGUAAAACAAAUGAAAGAAAACAAAAUUGACGGUCACAUUGUUCACUUAAACAGCGUCUAUGGUCAUACAAUUGUUAAAAAACAAUUUAAUAUGUAUUUUGCUUCCAAAUAUGCGGUUACCGCACUUGCAGAAACGCUCAUCAACGAAAUCAACGAAGAAAAGUUGAAAAUUAAAGUUACAGUAAGUGCUACCUAAUACAGUCGAACCUGGAUAGGUGAGAGCUCAAGGUUUCUCACUAACCCGAGUUUCUAGCUUACAGAGUU